UUCACUGGAGAGGACGGCAUAUGUACUUACAUUCCUUCGCAGGCUGACAGCUACAUCAACGCGUCCGAUUCGUGUAAGGUGCAUGGAGGAGUUCUCGUGACGAUGAAGACCUCGCUGAAGCAACAACUGGUGGCCGAUGCGCUAAACAAACGACCGGUUUGGAACAACUGGCUGUGGAUUGGCCUCGACGACAUGCAACAAGAAGGAACUUUCAUUUGGUCGGACGGCGCGACGUGCACAGUCGACGAACAAAAUUUACUUUUCUAUGGAGGAAAACCCAGCCCAAGAACCCGUGAGGAAGAUUGCGCUGUGCUCUCAAAAUCAACUUUUUUAGUUAACGAUGUCAUAUGCACUUAUAAGUACUCGUAUAUCUGUGAGAUCAAGAAUUUUUAA
Lymnaea stagnalis (great pond snail) is the source of this 393-nucleotide messenger RNA. Lineage: Eukaryota; Metazoa; Mollusca; Gastropoda; Lymnaeidae. The record is from the annotation of a GenBank genome assembly.